Molecule: messenger RNA, 4455 nt
Organism: Trichoderma reesei QM6a
Lineage: Eukaryota; Fungi; Ascomycota; Sordariomycetes; Hypocreales; Hypocreaceae
Product: protein kinase
Exons: 7
Coding region: 1-4455 (1484 amino acids)
Biological process (GO): protein phosphorylation
Molecular function (GO): ATP binding; protein kinase activity
Source: RefSeq, a predicted model, not a curated record
AUGUAUCAGGGCAGCCAGCGGCAUGGCUCGGCCAACGAUCCCUCGAGGCCCUUCCAGGUGCCGCCUCCGCCUCCGCCUCCUGCCAUGGCACCUCCCAUGACCGGGCCUCAGAUGAACAUGAUGGUCCCUCCGCCUCCCCCGCCGAUUCGCUAUCCUGCCGUGCCUGGUCAGGCUCAGGGCAUCAUGGUGCCUCCGCCCCCGAGCGGCCCUCCUCCUGGGAGCGGCAUGAUGCCAGCGCCAAACUGGCACGGCAACUUUGGGCGCCUGUACGAUGGCCGUCCCAGCUACGCCGUGCCUCCGCCGCCCCCUACCAACCAGCACCAGCCGUAUAACCCGACCAAGUUCCACCAGCACCACGCGUUGCAGGCGGGACAGGCAAUGGUCGUGCCCCCUCCCCCGCGCCCGAGCGACGCAAUGGGCGCCACGUAUAUCCCCACGGGGGAGACAUAUGGUGAAGGCGUGGGCAUACCGGGAUUCGGCCGGGAGGAAACGCAGACGUCGUGGCUCGCCUCCCCGUCACAGAACGGGACCGAAACGAGUGCCACAACGCCAAUGGAAGAAAGGCAGCCGGCCAUCCCUCCGGAAAUAGCAGCCCAGUGGCCGUUGGACAAGGUCUUGCUAUGGCUGGCGCAGAACCAGUUCUCCAAGGACUGGCAGGAGACGUUCCGGUCGCUCAACUUGUACGGAGCGCAGUUCCUGGAGCUGGGCAGUGCGCACGGCGGUCGCGGAAACUUUGGCAUGAUGCACCAGCGGGUGUACCCUCGACUGGCGCAGGAGUGUACUAAUAGCGGGACGGGAUGGGACCAGCCGAGAGAGAGGGAGGAGGGGAAGCGCAUGCGGAGGCUCAUCAGGAGCGUCGUCACCGGCCGGCCUGUCGAGGCUUCUAAGGCGAUGCCCUCCCACAGCCGAAAGGAGUCUACCGCAUCCAGCCAACCCACGACGCUUGUCCCUGUGAGCUCAGAUGCCCCAGAGGCUCUCGAGUCGCCGAUUGUGCCAGUCAACGCUCACGCCCGAAGGUUCUCCCAAACCAGAUCGACAACAAUGCCGCCUGCAAACAGCAAUGACACCACGAAUCAUAGGACGAUGCUGAAAAAUCUCGAGCUUGGACGGCAGAGUCCCACUGGCGAGCAGGCAGCGCAUUGCUCGAGCCCGGCCGCCAGCCCAGCAACCCAGCCCACACUUUUUCACUCGGCUACCACCCCGAUUCUAUCAUCUUCGCCCAACUCAUCCAAAUUCACACACCGGUCAAGGAACAGCACCGACUCGGCCGCGUCCAACGCCGCAAUCUAUGGGUCGGGUAUUCCACCAGAGGCGGCCGGGCUCAUGACGCGCGGCAUGAGCCUGGCGGAGCUCAUGUCCUCCUCAAGAAGUCAAGACAGCUAUUCCAAGCAUGCCGAGUCUCCGUCAUCUACCAAGGACUCCAAGGGCCUCCUCAGCUUCUUAUCCAGGAGAAAGCGGCAACAAGUAGACGGCGCCUUUCCUUCACCUGACGAUCUCGAAUCUCCCACUUCACCUGCCUUCCACAAGCCUCUGUCAAUAGCUACUACGCAUGGAUCGGAUGCUGGUUACGCCCACCCGGAUCCAACAUACGUCCUGGCCACCAUGGACCACUGGAACUAUCGGAUGUGCGAUAUCACCGACGCAGAGAGCGCGGCAGAUAUUCGACAAGCCAUCUGCCACAACCUCGGCCUCCCCGACGUUGAGGGCUCAUUCAUCUAUCCAACCGAGUUGGGCCAGUUUGAACAUGCUGAGCCCCUAGACGACCAAAAGCUCCUCACUAGCAAGCGCGUCAAGGCCGAUUCUGCAGGCACGCUCAAGUUCUUCGUCACAUCGAGCUCAUCACCGCCGACGUCUCGAUCCAACACGAUGAACUCGCUGGCAGCAACGGACAAGGCGGACGAGAACACCCUGUCCCAGGAGGCCCUUGACUACAAGGCCGAGAUGGCCAGGAAGCAGCGUGAAUACCUCGCCAAGAAGAAGCAGGCCAACAUGAAGGAUCCUCCCGAAUCUGUCGUGGGCUUCGGCAUCGUGGGUAGGAAUGUGGACUUUGACCAGCCGCGGCUCUCGCCAUACGAAGACAGAAAGCCCGAACACCUCUUCCCUCAACGACGACCGCCGGCGCCGCCGAGUGACCCGUCCGCAACACUGAUCAAGGCCAAUUCGCUAAGCAGGAAAACAGGACGGCAGAUGAACGGCAACGCCGCUGCCGAAGGGCACGUCACGUCGCGACCUCCGCUACCUUCCGCUGCCAGCUCGUCUGAGGCUGAGUCGACGGAGAACGGCAAGAAGUCAAAGUUCAGCAUUCCCGCCGCGGGCAUGGGCGGGUUUGUGGGUGCGGCACUGGUCGGCAUGGGCAGAAACCUGGGAGCCAUCGGACAGUCGACGGCCAACGGGCCGCGAGGCGUGUCUCCCAGCAGAACCGUGUCACAGCCAGUUGCGGCCAGCAACGGCUCGCAGCAGCUGUCGCCAGGUAAGAAAGCAAUACUAUACACUCGCCCCCUUGCCCCCUUUGGCGGCCGCAAUUUCAAGCACAACCCGAAAUCACCUGGCCCGGACCUGGACUUUACGGACACGGAUGUGCAGUUUACCCAGGCGCCAACCACACAGCAGUCCUCGUCAUCUGCGCAGGGUCGCCCGCCGCCGGCCGACGAUAGCGACGACGAUUCCGACGAUGGCCUGUUUGCUAUUCCGCUCGCCGGCCGAGGAAAAGGCAAAUCACCGACCAGCAAACCGGGACAUGCGCAGAAGCCCAGCUUGACCGUGAAUACUUCGCGAGCAAAGGGCAAGACCUUGUCGGUCUCCUUCACCUCCCCCAACUCGACAAACGAAAACGCAGACGACUGGUCUAGGGCUGGCAACGGUUCUCGACGGACUCCUGGAACACCCGGCUCCGAAUCCUGGGAGUCUGACAAGGAAGUCAAACUCGGCCGCCGCAAGUCGUUUAUCGAAAAGGACGUGUGGGCGAAUCGACCUCCUACCGACGACUUGCUCAACAACCUCGACGACUUCUUCCCCAACUACGACCUUGACGAGCCUGUUCUCGAGGAUAGCGUCUCGGCCGAGAUAACAACGUCUCCGAUUGCCGAAGUUGAGGAAUCGCCCCAGCAGACUGCGCCUCCUCCUGUCCCGGCUCCUGCCAUGUACCAAGACAACAUCAACUCUACUCCUGCUCCUGCUCCUGCUCCUGCUCCCGCUCCCGCGGUUGCAUCCUCUAGCCAGUCUGUCUACGACGGGGACACUCUUGGCUCCGACGAAUCGACGUUGAAGGCCUUGGACCGCCGUCCGUCCAUACAGACUGUGGCACAGAAGAGCAUGAGGCGCUCUGGCGGGCUUGGACGUAUGAAGUCCAUCCGUGAAGUUGCCCGGGGUGCCCACGAGGCCAACAAGCGAUUCACGCACGCCCAGGCGCCGCACAAUGCGGGCAACGCCAGCACGAGCGGAAUCAUGCGCCGGAAGAGCACCAAGAUGUUCAAUGCAAACAUUGUGCAGAUCCGGCCGGACCAGCGCGGCAGCAUGAUUUUCCCGCAGAUCCCACAGGACACUUUGCCUAAGCGGCAGACGACAUUUAGGUGGUUCAAGGGCCAGCUCAUCGGCAAGGGCACCUACGGCCGCGUGUACCUGGGUAUGAACGCCACGACUGGUGAGUUCUUGGCCGUCAAGGAGGUGGAGGUCAACCCCAAGGCGGCGGGAGGAGACAAGAGCAAGAUGAAGGAGCUCGUGGCGGCCCUGGAUCACGAAAUCGACACGAUGCAGCACCUGGACCACGUCAACAUUGUGCAGUACCUGGGAUGCGAGCGAAAGGAAACCAGCAUCAGCAUCUUCCUAGAGUACAUUCCCGGUGGCAGUAUCGGCUCGUGCCUGCGCAAGCACGGCAAGUUUGAAGAGUCUGUUGUUUCAUCCCUCACACGACAGACGCUGUCUGGACUGGCAUACCUCCACCGAGAGGGCAUUCUGCACCGAGAUCUGAAGGCAGACAACAUUCUGCUGGACCUGGAUGGCACGUGCAAGAUUAGCGACUUUGGCAUCUCGAAAAAGACGGACAACAUCUACGGCAACGACAAGUCAAACAACAUGCAGGGAUCCGUCUUCUGGAUGGCGCCCGAGGUGAUUCGGUCGCAGAACGAAGGGUACAGCGCCAAGGUGGACAUUUGGAGUCUGGGAUGCGUCGUGCUGGAGAUGUUUGCGGGCCGGCGGCCGUGGAGCAAGGAGGAAGCCGUGGGUGCCAUCUACAAGAUUGCAAACGGAGAGACGCCCCCGAUCCCCGAGGACAUUCAGGAAACCAUAGGCCAUCUCGCCGUGGCGUUUAUGAUGGACUGCUUCCAAGUGAACCCAUUUGAUCGACCAACAGCCGACGUGCUCCUAUCGCAGCAUCCAUUCUGCGAGUUGGAUCCCAACUACAACUUUUACGACACCGUCCUAUAUAAGAAGAUUAAGGAGACGUACAAGACGACGUAG